Messenger RNA from Astrephomene gubernaculifera, 1188 nucleotides. Lineage: Eukaryota; Viridiplantae; Chlorophyta; Chlorophyceae; Chlamydomonadales; Astrephomenaceae. The record is from the annotation of a GenBank genome assembly.
GUAAUAUGCAUAACUCUAAGCAGCGUAUAAGUAGCCAACGCCUCUCUCAGCGCUGCGAAAAUGCGUCUUGCAAGUCUAUUCGGCCCGUCGCUGCAACAACGACGGCCACCCAUUUGCCCCGCAGCACAGGCGCUGGCCCCUAUACCUCACCAGCCAGCACAUCGUGCAAAACAAGGAUGGUUUAAGGGCACGCACGGCCAAACCUUGCACCUUUUCACCACAUCCACCGUCACAUGUGGCCCAAUCUGCGCCAUCCCUAAGGGAGACGCGGAAAUUAGCCCCACAAACCACGUUACCAGUGAACCAAGAACAUCAAAUACAGCACCCAGUUUACUUACUCCCAGCACAACAACGACAAACAGUCCUCCGCUCCCCACACCAGCCCAGAUACCACUCCUUAAUCCUGUCGUAUUCCUGACAGAAGUGGCUUCGGGGAAACUCCUAGACAACGCUAGCAAGGGUGUCCCAAAAGUGCCUUGGGGCCCUAUGCAGCUGGUGCAGGUGAUGGGCUGGACUACGGCCCUCGCGCUCGUGGCUGCAACAGCCGCCCCACACAUACCCAGGGAUCUUGCUGCCGUACUCAUGUCCGACGAUGUACGGACAACCGCCGUACGGCAUCUGGGCCUGGAGCUGCUGUGUUGCUGUGCUUCUGUGGCGGUGCUGGGGCUGGGGCUUCGAGGGAGUCAGCCCAGGUCCGCGGGCAUGUUCCGUUUCGACCUGCCGCCCGCCGUGGCGGUGACGGUGGUGGCGCUGGCGGCGGUGGCAUACCCGCUGGCGGAUCCACUGCUGUACGACAUGUGGUCAGCCGUGGAACAGGCGCUUCCCCUGCAGUCUCUGCUGUCCCCCCAUCAGCUGCUGUCCGACCCCGGAUCCACCCUGGCAUCGCAGCUGCGGGACUGCCAGGCGGCUGGGGAAGGGGUGGGGCUGGUGCUGCAUGGCGCUGCCAGCUGCCUGGCGGGCCCGCUGUGGGAGGAGGUCUUCUGGCGUGGCUUCUUCCUCGCCUCCAUGACUCGCGUGCUGCCCCUGCCCGCCUGCGUCGCCCUCAGCUCCACCGCCUUCGCCGCCCUGCACCCGGGUCCCGGCAACUGGCUGCCCAUUGCCGUACUGUCCGGCUGCUGCGACGUGCUGUACCUGCGGUGCGGCAGUCUGGCGGCGCCGCUGCUGCUGCAUGCGGGCUGGAACGCCUAC